CAGGUAUGAUCAUGUGACUCAGAGAUCAGAGCAAAUAUAUACGGAGGUAGUCUGACAUAUGACAGACAAACGGAGACCAGAGUUGAAGUUUCCUUCUGCUGCAUCUGCCUGUCGGAGCCAAUCACUCCUCCCUGUGGACACACCAGCCCUCAUCUGUUCUGUAUAAGCUAUGGCGGACCGAAACCAAGACGGAGGCGAGCCAGGUCAGCCGGAGACGGAGCCGGAUCUAAUGAAGGAGCUGGAGACCUCUGCAAGCGAAGCAGCGAGAGCCUUCGUGUCCUUCAAGACGCUGAUCCAUUACUUGCUGGGAAUGGUAACGGAAUCAGAGACCCAUGUCAUCACACUGAAGAGCACUGACCUUGGUGAACUUGCUGGGCUCACGAUGGAAAGUGAAGCACAGAUUUUCCGUGCCACCAUCUAUUGUGAUGAAGUCAAAGCAGUUGUGUUAGCAAGCAGUGAAAAAAUGAGGAUGUUUGCUGCAAACAUGUGGCUCAGCAUCACAGGGCUAAAGCCUCAGGUAGGGAGGAAAAGGCUCGAGUUCAACAAGCUCUUUACCGACAUCACUUUUGAUCCAAACACUGCACACAGAUAUGUCAGAUGCACUGAGAAGAAAGUGGAAGACGUAAACCAAGAUCAGAACCCUGAGGCAAGUUCAGAAAGAUUCACAAAAUGGCAUCAGGUCCUGAGCAGAGAGACUGUGGAAGAUUGUUACUUUGAGGUGAAGUGGGCAGGAAAAGUUGACAUAGCACUGUCAUACAAGAACAUCGAAAGAACUGGAGGUCAAAGUGCAUUUGGGAUCAAUGACAAAUCUUGGUCUUUAUGUCUGUCCAAAUCUUAUCCUGUAUUCAGACACCACACAGAGCAAGUCUGGGGUCUCUUUCCUCCAAGUGCCACGGUGGCAGUGCACUUGGAUAAAGCUGAAGGGACUCUGACAUUCUACAACGUCGAGAAGGAAACCCUGACCGCGAUUUUGCAAUUCCCGAUCCCCUUCACUGAGCCUCUGUAUGUUGGAGUCAGGCUUUGGUCCAACUUCAAGUCCACAUGUGAGUUGGUAAAGCUCCCCAAGAAAGAGGAGUGAGACUGAUGCUCAUCCUCCUCCAGCCAGUUGGUGACUUCUUUGUUCGAUGGGAUGGUGUGUUUCUGUUUCUGCUAACACUUGUAUGUUUUAGUUUUCUGGGAAUAACGUGCAGUUUACAUUGUGUCAUUCAAGUUGGUGUUGGUCGCUUGCGCUCAUGUGACGCUGUUGAGGGUGUAGUGCUCAGCUGUCGCCCAUGUUGUGCCGUGUUAUUGUGUGUUUAGAUACUGGACUCUUUAGUUUGCAGAGAGCUUCCAGCAGAUGAAUGUCAGGAGGAGAAUCACAAUCUGAACUUGGUCCUUGGUGAUCAUGAAAGACCACAAAUGGACACAUGAUUAAACUAUACAUUCCAAUAAACAAAUGUUUUCA
Molecule: messenger RNA, 1444 nt
Organism: Synchiropus splendidus (mandarinfish)
Lineage: Eukaryota; Metazoa; Chordata; Actinopteri; Syngnathiformes; Callionymidae
Product: tripartite motif-containing protein 16-like
Exons: 2
Coding region: 170-1078 (302 amino acids)
Molecular function (GO): protein binding
Source: RefSeq, a predicted model, not a curated record